Molecule: messenger RNA, 918 nt
Organism: Drosophila busckii
Lineage: Eukaryota; Metazoa; Arthropoda; Insecta; Diptera; Drosophilidae
Exons: 3
Coding region: 63-854 (263 amino acids)
Biological process (GO): attachment of mitotic spindle microtubules to kinetochore
Cellular component (GO): Ndc80 complex
Source: RefSeq, a predicted model, not a curated record
ACGAAGUUCCAGUUCGUUCAAAUGAACUCCAUGUUAUUCUCAAAUUUAAUCAAUAUAAAGCAAUGUAUAAGCCACGUAGAACUUCGGAGUUCCAUGAUGAGAUUCGCGAGGAUGGCGGUUUUGCAAAAACACGACAGACAAGAUCGACGUUGCGCACUUCUUCGACGCCCAUGAAUAAAGCGGGAAUGCUCAGCCAGUGGCAGCUGCAGACUAACAGUCGAGCCACUUAUGGGCAGGAACGCGGCACACCAAUGCGCACGGGUCCGCCAAUUACUACAGCCAAGCGCAGUGCGCUUAGUUUUAGUGUGACGCCAUUACGCGCGCACCAGGCCUCAUCUGUUGAACGAGCGGGACCGCUGCAUUCUGACAAGAAAUGGGUGCAGGAGCAAACACAGAUAAUAAGCGAGCAUCUGAACGAGAUGAUGCAUAUAAAGCCAAUCGCAGGAUUCUCUACAGACUUUUUCAGUCGAGGAGCCGCUUCGCUGCGCCAAAUGACCAAGAAACAGUUUGUUGGAAUUGUGAAUUACUUUUUGCAAUUCAUAUGGCCCAAUCGCAAGAUUGUGGAUGACACCAAGCAUGUGGAGGACAUAAUAAGCGCACUGGCCAAGCUUAAUUAUCCAUAUCAAGUGAAUAAAUCCUGGCUAAUUACUCCAACCACUCAAUCCUCAUUUGGGCAUGUGAUUGUGUUGUUCGACUUCCUCAAGGAUUUUGUGCCAGAGCUCACAACUGAACACAAAGCAGAGUUCCCAUUUAUGGAGACUAACGAGCAUCCCAGCUACUUGCAGAACACGCAAGACUCUGUGAUGCUAUCCACUACCACAGGCCACCACCGUGCAGCUGGACGAGGAAAUUAACUCUUUUGCUGUUCUCCAAAUCCACGGAAUGCUUUGCUUUGUGGGAUGACAACAAAAGUCGAUG